This is a messenger RNA of Pogona vitticeps (central bearded dragon), 5278 nucleotides long. RefSeq names its product cadherin 7 (gene CDH7). The record is from RefSeq and is a predicted model, not a curated record. Gene Ontology annotation, molecular function: calcium ion binding; cadherin binding; beta-catenin binding. Gene Ontology annotation, cellular component: adherens junction; catenin complex; plasma membrane. Lineage: Eukaryota; Metazoa; Chordata; Lepidosauria; Squamata; Agamidae. Gene Ontology annotation, biological process: calcium-dependent cell-cell adhesion; adherens junction organization; homophilic cell-cell adhesion.
CGCUCGCCCGCUUAGGCAAGCAAGUUCUCCGGCGGAGCCCGGGCACAUGGUGAGAGGAAACGAGAGGCAAGGACUUCGCCGCUGCAGCCCCGGCCGUUUGGAUUAAAGAGAGGUUUCUUGACAUGGCAGCCUGAGCAGCCGGAGGGGAAAAAAAAGAAAGGCAGAGGCGGGGGAGGAGGAGGAGGAAUAGAAGAAGAGCACCUCACCAGGUGCCUCUUAUACCAUUUCUCUUGUGAAGGCUAUUCAGUUCUGGAGACCUUUUUUAAUCGAACACUCUACAAAUUAUUACCUCUGGACUCCCAGCUGACAUCCUGCUGGAGGCUAUAGCUACUAAGCCAACUGGAACUGUGCCCAUUGUCUUGUCAAGGAUUUUUUGUUUUCUUACACAGGGAGAAGAAGUGAAAAUGAAGCUGGGCAAAGUGGAGUUUUGCCAUUUUUUGCAGAUAAUAGCUCUUUUCCUCUGUCUUUCUGGGAUGAGUCAAACAGAACUUCCAAGGUCCAAAUCAAAGCCCUAUUUCCAGUCUGGGAGAUCACGAACCAAGCGCAGUUGGGUGUGGAAUCAGUUCUUUGUGCUAGAGGAGUACAUGGGAACCGAUCCUCUCUAUGUAGGUUAGCUUCACUCUGAUGUUGAUAAAGGAGAUGGCUCCAUCAAAUACAUCUUGUCAGGAGAAGGGGCAAGUUCCAUUUUCAUUAUUGAUGAGAACACAGGGGAUAUUCAUGCUACAAAGAGGCUUGAUCGGGAGGAGCAGGCCUACUACACCCUCCGAGCCCAAGCACUGGAUAGACUGACAAAUAAGCCCGUGGAGCCAGAGUCAGAAUUCGUCAUUAAGAUUCAGGACAUCAAUGACAAUGAGCCUAAAUUUCUGGAUGGUCCUUACACUGCUGGAGUACCAGAAAUGUCUCCUGUAGGAACCUCUGUGGUACAAGUAACAGCAACAGAUGCAGAUGACCCUACGUAUGGCAAUAGUGCCAGAGUGGUUUACAGCAUUCUUCAAGGGCAGCCUUACUUUUCUGUGGAACCAAAGACAGGUAUUAUCAAAACUGCACUUCCCAAUAUGGACAGAGAAGCAAAAGACCAGUACUUACUUGUCAUUCAAGCAAAAGAUAUGGUUGGUCAAAAUGGAGGCCUCUCUGGGACCACUUCCGUCACUGUGACUCUUACAGAUGUCAACGAUAACCCUCCACGUUUUCCCCGCAGGUCCUAUCAGUAUAAUGUCCCAGAAUCACUACUGGUGGCUUCAGUGGUGGCUAGACUGAAAGCUGUAGAUGCUGAUGUGGGACCUAAUGCCGAAAUGGAAUAUAAGAUUGUGGAUGGUGAUGGUUUGGGAGUCUUCAAAAUUACAGUGGACAAAGAGACACAAGAAGGAAUCAUUACAAUACAGAAGGAACUGGAUUAUGAGGCCAAGGCCAGUUAUACCUUGAGGAUAGAAGCUGCAAAUAAGCAGGUUGAUCCUCGUUUUCUUAGCCUUGGGCCGUUCAGUGAUAUGACAACAGUGAAAAUCAUUGUAGAGGAUGUAGACGAACCACCUGUAUUUACUUCACGCUUAUACACUAUGGUGGUAUCUGAAGCAGCCAAAGUGGGUACCAUCAUUGGAACUGUAGCAGCCCAUGACCCAGACGCAUCUAACAGUCCUGUCAGGUACUCAAUAGAUCGAAACACAGACUUGGAGAGAUAUUUCAACAUUGAUGCCAACAGUGGGGUCAUUACCACAGCAAAACUGUUGGACAGAGAAACAAAUGCUGUCCAUAAUAUCACAGUCUUGGCUAUGGAAAGCCAAAACCCCUCACAAAUUGGGAGAGGAUAUGUGGCCAUCACUAUCCUUGACAUCAAUGACAACGCUCCUGAGUUUGCCAUGGAUUAUGAAACUACUGUCUGUGAAAACGCAGAACCCGGCCAGGUAAUUCAGAGAAUCAGUGCCAUUGACAAAGAUGAUCCCCCGAGUGGUCAUCAGUUUUCCUUUAGUUUGGCAGGAGAUGCAGCAAAUAACCACAAUUUUACAUUACAAGAUAAUAAAGACAACACAGCAUCUGUAUUAACCAGACGGAAUGGAUUUCGAAGGCAGGAGCAGUCAGUAUACUAUUUGCCAGUGUUCAUUGUGGACAGUGGCUCUCCUUCACUCAGUAGCACCAACACACUCACUAUACGAGUAUGCGAUUGUGAUGCAGAUGGAAUUGCCCAAACAUGUAAUGCAGAAGCCUACAUCUUGCCAGCAGGACUAAGUACUGGAGCACUGAUAGCUAUCCUGGCUUGUGUUCUGACAUUGCUAGUGCUCGUUUUGCUGAUUGUCACAAUGAGAAGAAGGAAAAAAGAGCCUCUUGUUUUUGAUGAAGAGAGAGAUAUCAGGGAAAACAUUGUGCGAUAUGAUGAUGAAGGAGGUGGAGAGGAAGAUACAGAGGCCUUUGAUAUGGCUGCCUUGAGGAAUCUCAAUAUCAUUCGAGAUACAAAAACCAGGAGGGAUGUGACUCCAGAGAUCCAGUUCCUGAGCAGACCAUCAUUUAAAAGCAUCCCAGAUAAUGUGAUUUUUCGGGAGUUUAUUUGGGAAAGAUUAAAAGAGGCUGACGUGGAUCCCUGCGCUCCACCCUAUGAUUCCCUGCAGACAUAUGCAUUUGAGGGGAAUGGUUCAGUGGCUGAGUCACUUAGCUCCUUAGAUUCUAUCAGUUCAAACUCUGAUCAGAAUUAUGAUUACCUCAGUGACUGGGGUCCUCGUUUUAAACGGCUUGCAGACAUGUAUGGAACUGGACCAGAAAAUUUGUAUUCAUAGCCUUUGAAUCUUUUUAUGACAGUGCACUAAAGGAUAACAAAAGCGAAAAACUCAAUAUUGGGACUAAGAAAAUCUGUAAAUAUUUCUCCAUUUUUAACUUUUUGGGUUUGGGUUUUUUAAUUUUUUUGUUUUUGUUUUGCCUUGUUGAAGCAUAUCUCCAUUAGAACUUUGUACUAGGACUGCACUGAACACAGAGGUUCUGAGCGACUAAUGGCAUUUUUAGUAAUAUUUAGGUGCUCAGACAUGUGCAAAUAGAUGGCAACCUUUCCAUACCCACAGAGGCAACUGACCUCUUAAGAGUAAGUAGUGCACUGUGACUUCAAUGAGCCAAUGAUACCCUGUAGAUGCCUUCACAGUACUGCUGGGUCUAGACUGCAGAAUCUCUGCCUGGUAGAGAGAAAGACAACAUUCACCAUUUACAAUACUAUUGCAGUAUAUUGCUGGAAAUCCUGUUGCAUAAUACAGUAGAUUCACUGAAUCAGUGGAGAUUUGGUGAGUGAAUUCCUCCAUAAAUUCCAGUGGGCCUAUAGCAAUUAUGACUUGCUACCCUAAGUCACAAUUGAGGUAUUCAAAUGAACUGAAGAGAUUUACAAAGAAGUAAGAUCAAUACAACCUACUACCCUAAGCAACAGGAUUUCGGUCAUACUAUAUUACCAAUGCAAAGUUAAGUAUUCUAUUUACAGUGCUGCAUGCAAUUCACUGGCUCAAAAUAUAUCCAACACAAUGGACUUUUAAGAUAUUGGUUUUGCAAGCUAAUUCAUCCAAGCACCUUUGUAAAUAUCCAGGUAAAUCUGAAAAGAGAUUGCAAUUCAAAUCUGCAACAUAUGCUAUAUUGCCUUAUCAAAAUUCUUCAGAAGGUACGUUAGUUGGAAAGCUGGAACAUGAUUCUUGCAGUUUUGUGAUGCCUAUGUAGGUAUGGGGGAAGUUGCUGUCUAUUUAUUGUGUUUUUUUAAUGUUAUUAUCUCUUCUGAUUAGUACAGGAGAAGUUAUACUUUCUCAUUUUUUAAAAUAAAAUGCUGACACGUAGAAGUAUGGUUAUUUUGGAGUUCCAGUUUCCAUCACAUUCAGGUUUAUUAUAUUGCAUCAUGGUAUUAGAUGCUUGAGAACAUGCUGUUUUUUCCUCCAGUCUCAGCUACAUGAAGGAAAUGAAGCAUGGAAAUAGAGAAAUUACAGUGAAGCAAUUGAACCCGUCGUUCAUCUCUCUGAGAGGAACACAGCUACAAGGACACACCACUGUCAUUGUUCUUCUGAGCCAUUACAAUGUCUGGGGUUUUUGAAUAAAAUGUUUGUACUUUGCAUUUUCAAAGGGAGACAACAGAGGCAGCUAGGGGUGUCUGUAAUGGAAGUUGUAGUUUUCAAGGUCGUUCAUUCUGUGUGCUCCAGUGAUUUAAAUAAACCUACUCCUUCCAUCAAGUUCCCUACCUCUUGGUGCUGUGGAAUCACAGGAAAGGACUUUUUUACAUUUCUUUCAUAUGUUAAGCAGUAUGAUGCGAUUAGCACCAGAGUCCGUCUUCAGAUCCCAACGCACAUAAGUAUUUUCCCCCAGGGAGCUAACUUCAUAACACAUCAUCUUUGUGCUGGUUCAGGUGUGCCAAACGUGAAGGAUGAUUGCAGUCAGUUAAAAUAAUGUUGGAGUUUUUGAAGUAAUAUUUCUUAGAAUAUGACAAGUUUUUAUGAUUCAGGCAAUAUUUAUAUUUUAGCUGUCCUGAUUUAUUACUAGCAAAUAAGACAUGGAUUCAAGUAGAAUAGUGCUUUAUUUUAAUAGUCUUUUCCUAUUUUCUUCUUUCUCCCUCCAUCUCUCUAAAUAUUACUCAUUGUGUUCCUGAAAAAGGACCAAUCCUGAUAAUAUUUACCAAUAUCCUUAGUCUUCAAGACUUUGCAGCAGCUACAUAUAUGAAAAUAGCACUAGAAUCAAAGUGUUUGUAGGACUAGGAUGAAGGUCUUGAGGAAGUAGGGAUUCCAUAGAACAGAAGUUCUUAGAGUCUGUUGUGAGCCACCCUGUGGCAAGAAGCAAAUGGUUUAAGCCUACCCAAAUUUUGUAGCUGAUCCAGAAUUCACUAGAUGAGCCUAUUAUUGUCCCAGGUAGAAAGUUCAACAGACAGCCAUAUCAGAGAAGGGCCACUGGAAUGGCUUGUGCACUCAUGAAGGAGUGAAUGUUCUUUUAACAGCUGAGGAGUGAUCAGCUAACACAGCCUUCCUGUUACGUAGCUGCAGUUCUUUAUAGGUUCAUACUCUGCAUAGUGAACAAAAUGGUGUAAGAGAGUAGCUUAUGUUGAUAAGUAUAUGGAGCAAUGUUGAUAAGUAUAUGGAGGCCCACCAAGCGGCUUUAGAAUCCAGGAUAUAGGAUUCCUUUUGGAUAAGAACUUUUGUGGGGUGGAAAUCCUGAAUAUAUAUGCAGUGCAAUGGAAGGAGAAAUUACCUUAAGCUCUGUAAUUCUUGCAGCUCAGCAUUAUUAAUGAACUAAUGAAAGUGGCCUUCAGUUUCAUCAAAUAAAUAAAAUUUGAUCAUGCACAACA